Molecule: messenger RNA, 718 nt
Organism: Cladocopium goreaui
Lineage: Eukaryota; Dinophyceae; Suessiales; Symbiodiniaceae
Source: the annotation of a GenBank genome assembly
GUUGCACCAGCCGGUAAGACCCCGGGCAGAUCGCCGUUCUAAACGCGCUGGAAUCCGCCUCAAGGCUGCUGUUGGCCGCAUCCUUCCCUACCUGGAGCAGCAGCCUUCUUCGGUUGACCUGGACGCCAUUGUAGUUGAAUGGAUUGAAGCACAAUGGGUCGCUGGUGAAGCCCUGACAUAUAUCGCUGACUGUUUGUCAGGUUUGCACUUCUUCUGGCCCGAGUUGAGAGGCUUGCUUCGCCAAGCUUGGCGCAUGUUCAAACAAUGGAGACGUAUUGAAACCCCCACGCGAGCACCUCCCAUGACGGCGGUGCUGGCUCGUGCCUUUGUGGCCAGAGCCGUAGCGACUGGGAACUUGCGUUUCGCUGCCUUGAUCGCCAUUGGUUUUCACAGCUUGCUCCGUACCGGAGAACUAUUAGCCCUCUCCUUCAAGGAUUUGGAGAUAUCUUCCUCCUGUGGAGUGGUUUCCUUAGAUCGCAGUAAAACAGGUUGGCGGACUGGCUCCAAGGAAGCGAUUGCGCUGCGGGAUCGGUUGACCCUACAGUUGCUGGAUGUGCUAUUGUCCGCGCAAUCACCUCCGGGUGAAAAGGUGGGUGUUCCACUUGAAAGCAUAUUGGUGAGAGGCCGCUGGCGUAGCCUUGCGGUCGCACGCCUUUAUUUGGAGGAUGGCUUGGCGCAGUUGCCUUCAUUGCGCUUGGAAGCUAGUGCCUUGCAAAUG